Messenger RNA from Lingula anatina, 2691 nucleotides. RefSeq lists its product as uncharacterized. The record is from RefSeq and is a predicted model, not a curated record. NCBI's taxonomy places the organism in Eukaryota, Metazoa, Brachiopoda, Lingulata, Lingulida, Lingulidae.
AUGACCAUCAUUUUCUCUCUCCGGACAUUGGGAGUACUACUCGGUACUGUGAUAUUACAUACGAAGGCACAGUCUACGGUAGAGGAACCAUCAGCAGAGGUGGUUCUCCCCUGGAAUUAUGAAAGAUACUACAGCACGUCACCUAGCAGCCAGUCUGUUACCACGGCAACAGUUGCCACGACAACUGAAUCUAACUCCCUUUGGUCAUCAGAUGCAAACUUUUGGGACCAGUAUUCAGAAUAUUUCCAAAGUCUUAAUGUUGCUGCAUCUCCAGACGAGAAUAGUGCAGAGGCACAAUACUCCACGACGCCAGCUACUACACGUGCUGCGCCAACCACUACGCAGGCGCAGCAGGACGGAGAACAUGCGAUAGGGGGCGACACAUACUCUGACUACUGGACGAUGUUUCAGCAGUUGUUUGCACCCGACCAAUACAGCAGCCAACCGACCACGCCCAUCACAACCGUUAUGACCACUACAACAACAACACCGACACCAACUCCCACCGUGCCGACAACAGUAAAGUUAUCGGUCAACGACCCGUAUCAGGCAGGAGCAGGUUCACAUGACCCCUAUAAAAACUACUGGUUAUCGUUUAUGAAAGUCAUAAAGGAAAUAUACCAGUGGCAGGCCGCCAAUUCUGUUCGAGAUGUCAGUGCUACACCAUCGGAUUCGUAUCAGCCAGGCACCGUGGAUGAGCCUAGCACUGAGAACAGCCGGAUCCAAACCGAUGCAACACCUUCUGAAAAUCAGGACAUCGGUCAUGUCUCCCAAACUCCAGUCCCCGCCAGCUCUGUGGAAUCAAAGAAAGCUACUGUUCAGGGGUCAGCCCAAGUUGGUUCUCCGUCCCAAAGCAAACCAAUAGUUUACCGAGAACAGCCACCAGCAACACCGGAUGAAAGUGAUCCUGGUUUGGAAGGAAGACAUUCAGGAACACCAGAUGAAAGCCAGUCUGGCGGAGAGCACCUGUCCAUUCAGGCAUCUUCUGUAGAACACAGUUAUCAGGGCGUUGGACCCCCAGCGCCAUCUGAUGUGAGUUACCAUGAAAGUGAAACAGCUACCCCGGCGGAAAGCCAUCCCAGUCCACUCUACCAACAUUUGGAACUGGCGUCUCCUGAUGCAAGUGCUCCAGUAGCAAAUGCUCAAUUACUCCAUUCAGGGACUCGAGAAGAGGGCAGCACUAUCACCAACUACCAGUCAGACAUAUCAGCCCUUAAAGCGGAAGGCGUGCCUGUGGCAACUCCAGAUGAAGGCACUCCUGCCACAGUGACGUAUCAAGCAUCUGAACCAGGUACGGUCUCUGACAGUCAGACAAUGGAGGCCUACAUAACCGCAAAUCAUGCCAACCCGCCUGUAAGCCAAACCCAGCAUCAUGGAUACCGUACUAAUAUCAUGCACCAUCCUCCAAUACCAACUACUACCACACAUAGAUCCACUACCGGGACAACCCCUACUUAUCCUAUAUACCACGAGCAGCAAGUGUCAGCGGGAGAAGCAGAUACACACAAUUCAUACAUCCCCCUCUCCUACAAGUCACAGGAGGGAAGCUAUGCAACAAGUCAACACAAUACUCAAUCGAUGUCCUACCAGCAUCCCUCAGUGUCAACAUAUAGCACCGUAGCGACCACCACAACGACAACAGCGACGCCUAUCGUGAACGUUUACCCUCGUGUUGUAGAACAAGAACCAAAUUACGCAGUCCGACAACAAGCUAACCAGGCACUGCCUUAUGACUGGAUCUCCCCUUGGACGCUGUCAACCACUACCCCAUCUCCGCCGACAUAUGGGACGACCUAUUACCAGUCAACGCGGCCAUCCACCUACUCUCAGCCUGUGGAGUCCACAACCCGUGCUGCGCCUCCUCCCGUUACCAUGACUACCACGCCAGCUCCUAGUUAUUGGGACAACAGCGGCCCUGCUUCUGCCGGUUUACCCAAUCAUCCACCGACAAACUUAAAACCACACGAAGAAGGCACCGGGUACACUACGAACAGUCAAAUACACAGGCCAUACGUUUCUCCAAUAGUUCAUUCAAACCCUGGUAUUUAUGCACAGAGACCAUCGACAGUACCACCGGUGAAGCUCCACGAGCCACGUUAUGUCUACUACCCCAAGAGACCAAGGUCCAGAAAGGACUUAGUGCGUGACCCUAGAACUGGCCUACUUAAUUCACCCCCUGAAUAUCGCCCUCGACCCAAACCUAUUGUCAUGACAACAACCAUAGCUCCUCUGUUGUCAAGGAUACCGCCAUAUGGUGCCCCCUAUGACGGACGUGCCCGGAUGGAUCCGGUGUCAGAGUACAGGGCGCAGAAUCCUAUAGGCAGAAACGCUGCUAUGAUGGAGAUCCUUAUGCCGGAUGCUUAUGAGCAUUUCCAUGGUAACAGCUUGGAGUAUGGGUCAUAUCAGGAUGUGCGGCCGAGGCAGUAUAGUAAUGGGCAUGACAGGCCAGACCAUGCCUCGUGGGAAGUGGUGAACAACGUGGGGAAAUGCAGACAUAUAGCCGGAGCCUGCUACCUGCGAGACCCAGGUCUUUACCCACACCCUAAUAGACGCUGUUUUAUCCAGUGUGACUAUGCAGGGGGUAGUCACGUGCAGGAAUGUCCCCCGGGGACACUGUGGGGUGGCACCUCCACGAGACCCGCAGGGUACAACAUGUGUACCGCCAAGGCAAGGGCUCACGGAGCUUAUUGA